UAAAUCGCACUAAAUACACGCUUUUUUUUCUUGUGUCGAUGCGAACGAUAUGUAUUGGUUAUCUGCAGUGUUGUGCUAAGCUUAUUUACUACAUCCGUUUCCUAAUGUAGAAGCAUUAUUUGUGUAUGUUUUGUGUUUCAGUGAGGUAUAAAUAUAUAAUUAUUAGUGAUUUGACGGCGUGUACUUGAAGUUUUAUGCGAUGUCAAAACGUAGAAUUGAAGUCGUUGACCCCUACGUGAAAAGAAAAUUGGUUGACAAUGAUAAGGACAAAGAUAAGAACAAAGACAGGGAGAAGGAGGACCGGAAGCUGAUGUCCGGCAUCCCGCUGGCUGCCUACCCCAAGCCGAACAUGCAAGUGAACCCCUUCACGAUGCUGCCCUACACGCCACGGUACCAGGACUUCCUGCGCAAGAGGAUCACGCUGCCCGUGUGGGAGUACCGCGCCCAGUUCAUGAAGCUGCUGGAGGACCACCAGUCCAUCGUGCUGGUGGGCGAGACGGGCUCGGGCAAGACCACGCAGAUCCCGCAGUGGUGCGUGGAGUACUCCCGCUCCAAGGGCAAGAAGGGCGUGGCGUGCACGCAGCCGCGCAGGGUGGCAGCCAUGUCGGUGGCCCAGCGCGUGUCCGAGGAGAUGGACGUGUGCCUGGGGCAGGAGGUCGGCUACAGCAUCCGCUUCGAAGACUGCUCCUCCGCCAAGACACUGCUCAAGUACAUGACGGACGGCAUGCUGCUGCGGGAGGGCAUGUCCGACCCCAUGCUGGAGAACUACCAGGUGAUCCUGCUGGACGAGGCCCACGAGCGCACGCUGGCCACGGACAUCCUCAUGGGCGUGCUCAAGGAGGUCAUCAAGCAGCGCACCGACCUCAAGCUCGUCAUCAUGUCCGCCACCCUCGACGCCGGCAAGUUCCAGCAAUACUUCGACAACGCGCCGCUCAUGAACGUGCCGGGCAGAACACACCCGGUGGAGAUCUUCUACACGCCGGAGCCGGAGCGGGACUACCUGGAGGCCGCCAUACGCACGGUCAUCCAGAUACACAUGUGCGAGGAGAUCAUGGGCGACGUGCUGCUGUUCCUCACCGGCCAGGAGGAAAUCGAGGAAGCCUGCAAGCGCAUCAAGAGGGAAAUAGACAACCUGGGCCCGGAAGUGGGUGAGCUGAAGUGCAUCCCCCUGUACUCGACGCUGCCGCCCAACUUGCAGCAGAGGAUCUUCGAGCCAGCGCCUCCCAACAAACCGAACGGAGCCGUCGGUCGCAAAGUGGUCGUGUCCACCAACAUUGCGGAAACCUCCUUGACAAUCGAUGGCGUGGUGUUUGUGAUCGACCCAGGGUUCGCGAAGCAGAAGGUGUACAACCCGCGCAUCCGCGUGGAGUCGCUGCUGGUGUCGCCCAUCAGCAAGGCGUCGGCCCAGCAGCGGGCGGGGCGGGCGGGACGUACCAAGCCGGGCAAGUGCUUCCGGCUGUACACGGAGAAGGCGUUCCGCCAGGAGAUGCAGGACAACACGUACCCCGAGAUCCUGCGCUCCAACCUGGGCUCCGUGGUGCUGCAGCUCAAGAAGCUGGGCAUAGACGACCUGGUGCACUUCGACUUCAUGGACCCCCCGGCACCCGAGACGCUGAUGCGGGCGCUGGAGCUGCUGAACUACCUGGCGGCACUGGACGACGAUGGGAACCUCACCGAUCUCGGGGCCAUCAUGGCAGAGUUCCCUCUCGACCCACAGCUGGCCAAGAUGCUUAUAGCCAGCUGCAGCCACAACUGCUCCAACGAGAUCCUCUCCAUCACCGCCAUGCUGUCAGUCCCGCAGUGCUUUGUGCGGCCCAACGAGGCCAAGAAGGCAGCAGACGAUGCCAAGAUGAGGUUUGCACACAUCGAUGGUGACCACCUCACCUUGCUCAACGUCUACCACGCCUUCAAGCAAAACGCGGAAGACCCACAGUGGUGUUACGACAACUUCGUGAACUACCGCUCCCUGAAGUCGGGCGAUAACGUGAGGCAGCAGCUGUCUCGAAUCAUGGACCGCUUCAACCUGAGGAGGACGUCGACGGAGUUCACCUCCAAGGACUAUUACAUAAACAUUCGCAAAGCACUCGUCACUGGGUUUUUCAUGCAGGUGGCGCACCUGGAGAGGACGGGGCACUACCUCACCAUCAAGGACAACCAGGUGGUGCAACUGCACCCCUCGACGUGUCUCGACCACAAGCCCGAGUGGGUCGUUUACAACGAGUUUGUGCUCACCACCAAGAACUACAUUCGCACCGUCACCGACAUAAAGCCGGAGUGGCUGCUGAAGCUGUCGCCGCAGUACUACGACCUGGAGAACUUCCCGCAGUGCGAGGCCAAGAGACAGCUGGAGCUGCUGCAGGCCAAGAUGGAGACCCGGCAGUACCAGGAGGGCUUCUGAGCGCUCGCCCGCCGAUCACCGAUCGUGUUGUCCCUGUCUGUACCCAGCAGUGUCGCGAUGGUGCACACACUCUCUCUCGCCCUCACUUCGGCCCAUUUUUUAUUGGACGCAAACAAAAAAAUGUGGCUUGCAUUCUAGCAGUGGCUUUCCAGUUGGCAAUUGCAGAUGUGUGUUUUCUGACUCUGAAGUCAUGUAGGAAAAAAAUUCUUAUUUAUUAUGCCCGAUAGAAUGUUCAACAACAUGUCAAAUGUUUUAUUGUCAUCAGAUGAUUUUCAUACUCAAACUCGAAUGCUGUAUGAUUGUGGCAUUUAUGCGAUGUCUUGGCGAUGAAUCUGUUUUACAUAAAAUGUGCAUUUGCAUUAAAUUUGAAUGAACGAUCACAAAUUUAGUGUAAGACUGUUACUUAACUGUGAAUGUUGUAUCUUUGCAGUAAAACAAUUCCAUUUACUGACUUAACUGGUUUUUAUAUUCUUUUAAAAUUUUUAAUAAAAUAUUUGUUUAAUUUACUGGAAGUAAUAAAGCAGUAAUAUAGUUAUUUCGGCUACUUUUAAGAAAAACAUUGGACUUGCUGUGAUUUCACUUUUUUUAAGUUAAAAAUGUUAUAGUAGUAAAUUUUAUUUUAUUUAUUUUUAGCAGUUCUCUUAAUUACAUUGGACUCCCUUUAACAAAGCAUUUUUUUGUUACGUAUUCUUUAAUCUGACAGCCAUAGAGCCACUAAGUUGAUAUUUUUUAGUGGGGUAUGGUCAAUAUAAAACCCAUCAAAAAUUGAAGAAUUAACUUGAUAAAAUAACUUGCAAAAUAAAUGAAGGUAUAUUGGCUUGCUAAAAACAUAUAAUUUUAAAGGCUAUAUAGUCGGUAUCCUAUAUUUAUAUGCCUUAGUAUGAUAAAUUAAUUAAAUAUAAAAAUUAAUUUGUUUAAAAGCUGUAGUCUCUGUUUAGAAAGGUUGUAUUACAAUUGAUGUGCCAUCGCCUGCUAGAGAAGGUCUAUGUGCGACAUCGCCCAUCUCUUCCCUCGAGUGAACAGAUGACCUGGCUGGCUGCAGUCUCUGCUAGCACGAGGCAUACGAGCCAUGCCCUGACUGCAUUGCCGCUCGGCUUGGUGUAACAUACGCCUGUGGAGGUGUCUACUUGUUCCUAUGCUUCUAUUGUGUCUAUAUAAACAAUUUGUUUAUUUUCAUAAAAAAAAUUUUAACUUUGCAUUAAGGUACCAUAGUAAAUGGACAGUGCAUUUGUAUCACUUAAAAAUUAACGCCUUAGGUUUUUUUUUUUUUUUCAAGACAUAAAAUAUUCCAGGUUUUUUUUUAUUAUGUUUCUUGCCAUAUGAAAAGAUUGAUUUAAAAAAAUUUUGUAGACAAAUGCCAUUGCUGGUUACUUUACAUCAUAAAAUCAACCUUAAAAAUAGGAAACAAAAAUGAAUGUAGAAACGUACAGAAGAAAACAUAAUCAGUCAAUGUGAAAAGUGUAAUGCAUAGACAGCACAGAGAAUUCAGUAGAAGAAAUUAGCCAGCUAAAUAAUUCAUUACAGAUGAACACACUGGGUUGACAAUGACGACAAUGAUGUUUUAAUUUAAUAAUUUUUUUGGCUAAUAACAUUGUUCUUGCUGACAAUAGCUAGAGAGAGCUGAGGAUACUGGCAACCAUAUGUAAACAAAGCAACAGUAGGUUGCUUCAGAUCUAGGGGUGGGGGGGGACAUAAUCACCCGACCAAGUAGUGGCUCUACUGGUGGUUGUGUUACGGGGCGUGGAGCUGUCUGCUGCUAACAUUACGGCUGGCGGCAGCCAUCUUGGUUCAUAGUUUAGAAGCUAGGGAGCGUGGUUGUGGAGCGCAAGUGUUAUUUUUAAUAAUAAACAUUUGUAACACGCGACCACGAACCGAGCCAGGAAUUUGAAUCGACAGACGGAGACAUAGCCACUAGACAAGUGGAUGUUGGGAGAGGGAACUAAAUAAGGAAUAUAUACUUGGUUGGAGGCGCCAAAUUUGACUGUCGUUUGCUAGGGACCGCCAUAUUGUGUACUGGUGGCGCAUAGUUUAAAAAAAUCUAAAAUACUGUCAUCUGCUGUAGGCCGCCAUCUUGUGUAGCGGUGGCAGAUUCAAACACCAGAGGAUGCCAACGACUUAAAAAAAGUAAUAUACAGUAAAACUCAUGUAAGACUUUCCUGCAUAAUAAGUUAUCGCGCUUAUUAAGUUCACAAAAUUAUUCACUUAAUCACUUACAUAUAUCCCUACAUGUUAAUUUUUCGCAUUAAUAACAUUUGCGUUAAUAGAUGUGUCCCGCAUAUAACGUUCAGCAUUUGUGGGGGGGAAUGUUUAUCUUUAAACUUUUAAAUUUUAUUUAUUGUUCAUUUUUAAAAUUUUUGUAUUUCCAAUCAAUAACAAAAUAAUAUGUACUGCACAUGACUUAUAACCUUUGCCGCACACCACACGCUGUUACAAGUGAAUUUUUUGACCACUCAUUUGCUUGUAUUUGUAUAGACAGAGAGGCUGUUGGUUCCAUUUUCCCUGUUCGAGUUGUACCAAGUGAUGAAUAUACAGCCAACCAAAUUGCCACCAGUCAGCAAAAAUACUAGGGAUGCCGCCAAAUACUUUGAACGGAAUCAUGAUGAAGGGGACCUUUUGGCUACUAGUGUUUCAUCAAUGUGUAUAAAAAUGAAGGUUGGUAUACACAAAAUGUUCGAGAUACUGAGGAAGAGCUUGUGGGAACAGGACAAUUUUGUGAUGCGUCAGGCUGAAACUGUGUUUAAACUAAUAAUUCUGACCCAGUAUAUUUCCAAUCAGUAAAUGUAAGAUUUUUUCCAGUGUUGUUUUGAUAAGUUUUUGUAUUGUGGUUUUUGAAUUAAAUUCAUUUUAAAUGAUCCAA
Bacillus rossius redtenbacheri is the source of this 5255-nucleotide messenger RNA. It is a transcript of the gene Dhx15, whose product is annotated as putative pre-mRNA-splicing factor ATP-dependent RNA helicase PRP1. NCBI's taxonomy places the organism in Eukaryota, Metazoa, Arthropoda, Insecta, Phasmatodea, Bacillidae. Gene Ontology annotation, cellular component: intracellular anatomical structure; spliceosomal complex. Bases 200 to 2398 code for a protein of 732 amino acids. Gene Ontology annotation, molecular function: ATP binding; RNA binding; RNA helicase activity. The record is from RefSeq and is a predicted model, not a curated record. The transcript has 14 exons.